Molecule: messenger RNA, 5370 nt
Organism: Lagopus muta (rock ptarmigan)
Lineage: Eukaryota; Metazoa; Chordata; Aves; Galliformes; Phasianidae
Gene: CSF2RB
Product: colony stimulating factor 2 receptor subunit beta
Exons: 15
Coding region: 2390-4684 (764 amino acids)
Biological process (GO): immunoglobulin mediated immune response; cytokine-mediated signaling pathway
Cellular component (GO): external side of plasma membrane
Molecular function (GO): protein binding; cytokine receptor activity
Source: RefSeq, a predicted model, not a curated record
UCUCGUGUUCAUAUGGAACAUUCCAUGUUGCAGUUUGUGCCCAUUGCCCCCUUGUUCUGCCACUGCACAGCAUUGGGAAGAGCUUGGCCCCAUUUUACUCCCACUCAUUAGAUAUUUGCACGCAGUAAUGAGAUGCCCCCUCAAUCUUCUGCUCCCCAGUCUGAACAGUCGCAGGACUCUCAGCUUUUCCUCAUAAAGGAAGUGUUCCAGGUCCCCAUCAUCUUGGUGGCCCUCCCCUGGUCUCUCUCUAGAAGUUUCCUGUCUUUCUUGAACUGGGGAGCCCAGAACUGGACACAGCACUCCCGAUGUGGCCACAACAGGGUAGAGGAGUGAGGGACAAUAACUUCCCUUGACUUGCUGGCCAUGGUUUCUGUAAUGCACACUAGGAUGCUGUUGGCCUUCUGGGCCACAAGGACACACUGCUGGCUCAUGGCCAACCUGUUGCCAAUCAGCACAUCCAGGUCCUCUCUACAGAGCUCCUCUCCAGUAGGUCAGCCCCUCACCUGUAUUGCUGCAGGAGGUUAUUCUUCCCUACGUGUAGCACUCUGCAUUCCUCUUUAGGUUCCUCAUCAGGUUCCUCUUCUUCCAACUCUCCAGCCUGUCCAGAGCUCAUUGAAUGGCCGCACAGCCUUCUGGUGUGUCAGCCACUCCUUCCAGCUUUGUGUCAUUAGCAACCUUGCUGAGAGUGGACUGCAUCCCUUCAUCCAGAUCAUUGACAAAGAUGUUGAACAAGAGCAGGCUCUUCCCUGUGGAGAACAUCACUAGCUACAGGCCUCAGACUAGACUUUGUGCUGGUGAUCAUGAUUCUCUAAGAUACUCAUGAGAGACACAGAUUGUCAUUUUUUUUUCCGGUGAUGUAAGAUUUUGAUGGACAUUAUUUUAUCAAAAUGUUAUAAACUGUAACUUCUCACUUUUAAGGCAAUGUAGCAAUAGGGUUUGGGAUGGAGAUGAAAUGACAUGCAGUGAUAAUGUUAAUAAUCUUGCAUCGUGUGAUAUUCAAGAGAAUACAUUGAAAACUAAUUGGCAAAUGUGCGUGUAAAAGUUCUGGCAUGCAGGAACACAAGUUAUUUGUGUAAGGAGUUCAACGGGGCUAAUAAUAUCUGAAGGUUUUCGUGGGCAGCUAGAUGCUAGUAUAACCAGAGGCUUAUCAAGUCUGUUUGAAGAUGGAGGAGCUGAGGAAGAAAAGAAAGGAAUAAUGUCUUCUGGGAAACAAGAAAUUUAUUUUCUAUGGGUAGAGGAAGAACCAUAAAAACUUACUGGCCUUUGAAAGUCAGUGCAGGAGAAUACUUUUCUGCAUUUAUACCGUAAUGCAAAGUAAGUUCUGCUCUUCCAGUAAAGUAAUGUAACUACAGCUUUUAUAUGAACACAUCUUAGUAGUCAAAAUGACACAGUUUCCUCAGAUUCUCUCACAACCUCCUUGCUCUGUACUUGCUUCCCUUAUUCAAGGAAUAUAUAUUUUUCCCCACUGCACACUGAAGUGCGUAAAUACGUUAUGUAGCUAAAUCUGCAAAAUAUGGUUUUGAUCAGAGUUCUAUGGUCUAGUGGCAGUGCAGAACAAACAGACUUAGGAGUCCUCUUCUGUUUCUCGGGACUCAUCUCAGCCCCCUGAAGUUUACCCAUAGAGUGCAAGCCUGAGUUUUUUUCACAGAACCACAGAAUGGUUGAAGGAACUUCUGGAGAUCAUCUAGUCCAAAGCCCCACUGAAGCAGGGACACAGUCCAUGGUACGAUGAUAGAUGACACAGUACCAGAAGCACAAAAUCCAGAACCAUGUCCAGGUGGAUUUUUAAGAUCUCCAAGGAGGAAACUCCACAGCCACUCUGGGCAACCUUUGCUGGUGCUCCAUCACCUGCACAGUAAAGAAGUGCCCUCUGAUGUUCUGACGGAACCGCUUGUGUUCCAGUUUGUGUCUGGCACUGGAUAUCACUGACAGGAGCCUGGAUCCAUUCUCUUUGCAUCCUGUCUUUAGUUAUUAUACACAUUGAUGAGGUCCCCACUAAGCCUCCUUUUCUAGAGGCUGAACGGUUCCAGCCCUCUCAGCUUCCUUACACAGGACAGAUGCCCCAGUUCCUUCAUCAUUCAAUUAGAUCUCAGUAGGGACUGUUCACAACCCUCUUCUACCAGUGCUACAAUCACUAACACGUGGAUUAGCAACGACAUAUUUCCUUCCUAAUUUAACAGUUCCAUCUAAAUUCCUUUGUAGGGAAGCGGCUGGUUGCUGCAUCAGAAGAUUCUCAUACUGCUGGGGAAGCUGAACAGUGAGGGUCAUCCAUCAGGUUUUAUCACCUGCCUCACAGACAACUCUGGAUGCAGAAGCUCCACAACAAGACAAAAGAAGAGUGGGCAAUGAAAACAUUUUCUUUAUUAAAAAUGUGUGUUCAAAGGACAGUAUGAAGAUGAAAGGGUUUUUCAUCUUUUUGCUAAAUCUGUCAUUGGUCUUCAGUGACCAAGCCAUUAAUGAAAGCGUUCCGAUGGAGAGCUUGAGGUGCCACAAUGACUACAGCUCACUUGUGACGUGCACAUGGAAGGAACACUCUGAGGCUCAUGCCCUCCUUGGUUUGACUCUGUACCAAAGGAAUGUUAUUAAAAAUGACAGUGAGGAAAUGCAUUGUCAAAAGGAGCUGGAAGAAGACUUACCUGAGGCUUCAGAUCCCUACAGCCAUUGGAUUUGUUGGAAAACAGUAGAAUAUUUUGGAAUUGGAGUGGAUGACUAUUACAGCUUCAAACCCAAGCAGAAUCUUGAAGCACAACUACAAGUUCACCUUUUCCAAAAUGUUCAGCCCCUUCCCCCUCAGAACCUCUCAGUCCGAGAAAGUUCAGGAGACUUCCUGCUGACCUGGACAGCACCUGAUGGAAGCCAAGGGCUGGGCAGUGCAUUGGAGUAUGAAGUUGCUUACAAGCGGGACUGGGAGUCCUGGGAGAAGGCUGCUUCACGCCUGCUCUCCAACAUCACUCAUUGCCACCUCAGCCACCUCAUCCCAGGGAGCAGAUACAUCGCCCGUGUGCGAGCCAGACCGGAGCAGGGCAAAGGUUUCUCCGGGCAAUACAGCAAGUGGAGCACAGAUGUGUCCUGGGAGACCCCUGAAGGUGGCAUUCAUCCCAGGAACCUUCGCUGCCUCUUCAAUGGUGCGUAUCUGAAGUGCAGCUGGGAGGUGAAGGAAGCGAUUGCCAGCUCUGUCAUCUUUGGCUUGUUCUUCAGGGCCACUCCAGCAUCAGCGGAAGAGGAGUGCUCUCCUGUGUAUGAGAAGGCUUUGCCCCAUGUCCCAUAUGUGGUGCAGAGCUGUGGGAUCCCUGUUAGCAACAUCAGCAGUCAGAGCCAGUACCAAGUGUCUGUGCGGACCAAGACGGAGGAGAAACUGAUAGAAGCCUACAAGAACAUUAAGGUGCUGCCACCUGCAAAUGUGUCUGUGGAACUGAUGAGAAACCAGGAGUAUGAACUGAGGUGGAAAAAACACACUUCGCCGUAUGAUUCCAUAAAACUGCAGUACGAAGUCCAGUUCUGGAAGCACAACCAAUAUGACAAAACCUUGAAGACCAUAAAAAUUACCAAUGAUGAACCUCCCUUCAUCUUCACUGAUCAGAUGUUGUCAGCGUCUACCACAUACAGGGGAAGAAUGCGUGCAAUGGUGAAUAAUCAGGAUUUUCGGGGCUACUGGAGUGAAUGGAGUGAGGAGUUCACCUGGGAAACUGAGAAUGUUCUUUCACCAGUGGUUCUCCCAUUGAUGCUGCCAGUUCUCAUCAUCACUUUGCUCACUGUUGCUUAUUGCAGCUUUAAGUACUUACUCAGGCAGAAGAAGCUGUGGGAGGAAAAGAUUCCAAACCCCAGCAAGAGUCUGCUGAUCCAGAGCUACUUGAAGAAAGUUGCUGUAGGAAGCAGGCAUGCAAGCAGCCAGCUGGACUUCAACAAAUGCAGCCUUGUGGAGAACAUGGAUCAGCCUAGCUUCCUUCAAGCUGUGGACAGGCAGACGAAGAUUUUGGCGGAGUCCCCUGAAGUGCAGACUGAAAGGACAGAGGUUUCUUCUCCUGCAUUGGACCUACAGAACCCAUACCAUGCUUUAAAUGCCCCGGUUGUCUGCCCAAGGACAAACUGUGCUGAUACAAGUGUAACUUCCCAGACAGCAAUCACUUGCUUUGCUUUCAAUGGCCCAUACUUGUACAGCCCAGCGAGGUCUUCUCAGCCUGAGAUGCAUCAGAUCCUGGACGUGAGCUUGAAUCCAAUGGGAAAACAGGAGAAAGCAGUGUCCCUGCAGUACGUGACCCUUCCAGACAAAGCCAGCCCCCAGGCUGCACAGAGGCAGGAGCAGCCGGGAGCAGGUCCUCUGCAGCCCUUCCUGCUCCCAGAGCAGAAGGAAGCGCUGCAGUACCUCAACAAGAAGGAAGUUUCACCACUUCCCUCCACCUGUGGGAAAAGCACAGACGUGAGAACAGAAGAGCAGAAAUGUCCAGAGGCUCCUGGCUGUCCGGCAUUCCUUCAGCAGUGCCCCUUGGAGUACAUCACCACAGACAGCCUGUCACUGCCAUCAGCCAGCGGCACCACACACCUGGCACUUGCCACUGCUGGGGGGAAGCCCUGUGAUACACAGGAGCCCCAGCAGGCCAUUGAGCUGUUCAAAAGCCUCAAAUCAGAUGAUUAUUUCUCCUGGCAGCAAUCUUUGAGGAUCACAGUAAAUCUGUUAAAGGAGUAAAUAUCAAUGAAUAGCAAGGCUAAGAGUAGUUGAAAGAGAUGGCAGCUAUCUGUUAAAAAUGAUCUCUGCAAGCUAGGAGCAAAUAAACCAUUCUUUUUUUCUAUUUUCCAGUGCAGUUUGUUGAAAGGCAUGGCUUGAUCUCACUCUCAAUAACCUUUGCAAUUUUGUCAUGAAAGGCAAUCUAAAUAUUGCCAUGUUGAGAGACAUGGUGUUUUUUGAACUUUGUAGCUUAACAUGGAGACAUUACUGAAUAUAUAUAUUGUUGGAGGAAUUCCCAAGGACUCACUCAGUACAAUAGAAGGAGUGGAAUGGGCCAGUAAAAGAGAACAAGACGAGAGAAAAGAUAUGGAGGUGCAGAAGCCUGUGUCUGGUGGGGUUUUUCCAUUUCUGUAUGUUAAAAUAUAAAAUGAUUUUCUUUUAAGUUCACUGGAUGUUUAUGCAUGAUAUAAUUCAUCUUAACUAUGUGACAUGUUCUUUUUUUUUUUUGUCUUCGUUCUUUCUAAGCUGUAUUGGAAAAGAGGAACCACUUUUUUACUUAUUCUGUUUCUAUAAAGAAAGUGUUGCAAGAUAGGAGCACGGAAUUGCCACUCUGUGAUUAGUAAAAGGCUUUGGUUUUAGAUCUGAAGAUAGACUUGCCAUUCCAAAUAUAUAUAUAAUUUUAUCUAAUAAAAUAUGUUAUUUCUUCU